ACACACAGUGUCCAAUCUGUAAUUCUUAUUACUUAAAGAUUUUUCCCCCUUACCCUGUCACCUUCACCUAAACUCAAUGCUAGUUAUGGCUCUUUAUUAGGGCGGACAGAGGCUUUGUCAUUCCUUAAAUCCUGUGCUUUUAGACCCUGAGGUCACACUUAUACAUGGUGACAUCAUCACAUCCCCAAUUCUUGGCUGCUAUCUAAACACCCUCCAUGCUAAGUCACCCAUAGCUCUGACAUCAUUUGAGGUUUCCUAGGAGUAUAUAAACCAAAGAAAUUACAGUCCACACAGGGAGAACGAACAUUCUGAGUUCCAGAAAAACUCCCCACCCUCAAAACCAAGGAAACUGUAUAACUACAGCACCACAAGUCUUCAGAACCUGGUAGAGACCCUCCGUCUUCAGAAUCUGGGAGAGACCCUCCAUCUUCAUCAACUGGGAGAGACACAGUCUUCAGCACCUGGAAGAGACCCUCCAAUUUCAUCACCUGGGAGAGACACAGUCUUCAGCACCUGGGAGAGAUCCUCAUUCUUCAGCACCUGGGAGAGAUCCUCCAUUUUCAGCACCUGGGAUAUCCUCCAACCUGGGAGACCCUCCAUCCGAUCCUCUGUCCUCAACACCUGGGAGACCAUCUGUCCGUCCCUCCAUCUUCAGCACCUGGGAGACCAUCUGUCCGAACCUCCAUCCUCAGCACUCAACUUUCAAGAAACCCUCCAUCCUGAGCACCUGAGAGGCUCACCAGUAACGGGAGACAUUGAGACAGACACUGACCUGUGGUGAGCUGGACUCUGAUUAAAGGUAAAAGCACAGUCUAAGUAUGCUGUCAGUGCAGAUUUUGUGUGUGUGUGUGUGUGUGUGCUUAAUGUCCAGGCACAGUUUGUCUUGUCCUGUCUCCUCUCUGUGACCCAUUUUACAUGGUGUUUUUAUUAUAAGAGGAACUUUACACUUCCGGUACUGUGUAACAGUUAAUAUUCUAGCUGCAAGAACUGAUCCUGUAAUGAUUUAUUUGAAAUUACACAAAGGGGAUGGGGGUCACAAUCUUAGCUUUAUUAUGGCUUCACAUAACUUAUCUUCUGCGAAACUGAAUGAGUUAACUCCUUCCCUGCUGGAGUUAUCUCAGAGCUGAAUGAGUUAACUCCUUCCCUGCUGGAGUUAUCUCAGAGUAAUUCACAGUUAACCCUUCACUGGUAGAAGGGCGAAAGCAUCUCUACAGCUCAGGGCUGCUUUGCACCAUUAUUAUGGUAAUUUGUUGGCUGGUGACAAUGUCCGUGAGAGAGUGACAAUCCGUGGGGCAGUUUUCCAAAAUGUACAUUUACAAUAUUAAGAAAAUGAAGUUUACAGGAGCCUUCAGUUUAACCAGUUUUCUAAAUGCUCAGAAUAGGAAAUUGCCGCCUUGUCUGUCUCUGACUAUGGGUACAUGGUGUGGCAGCCAAAACGUGGUGUCUAUCCUCACUGUAAAUCAUACUGGAAACCAGCUCCUCAUCUUCUCUUCUAAUGUAAACACAAGAUCUACUAAUUUAAGAUUCCGAGUGAGGCGUCCACACCAUAUCUAGGUAUAUAGUAUGAUAGGACGGGGCUUUCACACCAUAUCUAGUUAUAUAGUAUGAUAGGACGGGGCUUCCACAUCAUAUCUAGGUAUAAAGUAUGAUAGGACGGGGCUUCCACACCUUAUCUAGUUAUAUAGUAUUAUAGGACGGGGCUUCCACACCUUAUCUAGUUAUUUAGUAUUAUAGGACGGGGCUUCCACACCAUAUCUAGUUAUAUAGUAUGAUAGGACGGGGCUUCCACACCAUAUCUAGUUAUAUAGUAUGAUAGGACAGGGCUUCCACACCAUAUCUAGUUAUAUAGUAUGAUAGGACGGGGCUUCCACACCAUAUCUAGGUAUAAAGUAUGAUAGGACGGGGCUUCCACACCUUAUCUAGUUAUAUAGUAUUAUAGGACGGGGCUUCCACACCUUAUCUAGUUAUUUAGUAUUAUAGGACGGGGCUUCCACACCAUAUCUAGUUAUAUAGUAUGAUAGGACAGGGCUUCCACACCAUAUCUAGCUAUAUAGUAUGAUAGGACGGGGCUUCCACACCAUAUCUAGGUAUAAAGUAUGAUAGGACGGGGCUUCCACACCUUAUCUAGUUAUAUAGUAUUAUAGGACGGGGCUUCCACACCUUAUCUAGUUAUAUAGUAUUAUAGGACGGGGCUUCCACACCAUAUCUAGUUAUAUAGUAUGAUAGGACACUGCUUCCACACCAUAUCUAGGUAUAUAGUAUGAUAAGACGGGGCUUCAUAUCACGGGGCUUCCACACCUUAUCUAGUUAUAUAGUAUUAUAGGACGGGGCUUCCACACCAUAUCUAGUUAUUUAGUAUUAUAGGACGGGGCUUCCACACCAUAUCUAGUUAUAUAGUAUGAUAGGACAGGGCUUCCACACCAUAUCUAGCUAUAUAGUAUUAUAGGACGGGGCUUCCACACCAUAUCUAGGUAUAAAGUAUGAUAGGACACUGCUUCCACACCAUAUCUAGUUAUAUAGUAUGAUAGGACAGGGCUUUCACACCAUAUCUAGUUAUAUAGUAUUAUAGGACGGGGCUUCCACACCUUAUCUAGUUAUAUAGUAUGAUAGGACGGGGCUUCAACAUCAUAUCUAGCUAUAUAGUAUGAUAGGACGGGGCUUUCACACCAUAUCUAGGUAUAAAGUAUGAUAGGACGGGGCUUCCACACCUUAUCUAGUUAUAUAGUAUGAUAGGACGGGGCUUCCACACCUUACCUAGUUAUAUAGUAUGAUAGGAUGGGGUUCCCACACCAUAUCUAGUUAUAUAGCAUGAUAGAACUGGGAUUCCACACCAUAUCUAGUUAUAUAGUAUUAUAGGACGGGGCUUCCACACCAUAUCUAGGUAUAAAGUAUGAUAGGACACUGCUUCCACACCAUAUCUAGUUAUUUAGAAUGAUAGGACACUGCUUCCACACCAUAUCUAACUAUAUAGUAUGACUGGACGGGGCUUUCACACCAUAUCUAGCUAUAUAGUAUGAUAGGACGGGGCUUUCACACCAUAUCUAGUUAUAUAGUAUUAUAGGACAGGGCUUCCACACCAUAUCUAGCUAUAUAGUAUGAUAGGACGGGGCUUCAACAUCAUAUCUAGCUAUAUAGUAUGAUAGGACGGGGCUUUCACACCAUAUCUAGGUAUAAAGUAUGAUAGGACGGGGCUUCCACACCUUAUCUAGUUAUAUAGUAUGAUAGGACGGGGCUUCCACACCAUAUCUAGUUAUAUAGUAUGAUAGGACAGGGCUUUCACACCAUAUCUAGUUAUAUAGUAUUAUAGGACGGGGCUUCCACACCUUAUCUAGUUAUAUAGUAUGAUAGGACGGGGCUUCAACAUCAUAUCUAGCUAUAUAGUAUGAUAGGACGGGGCUUUCACACCAUAUCUAGGUAUAAAGUAUGAUAGGACGGGGCUUCCACACCUUAUCUAGUUAUAUAGUAUGAUAGGACGGGGCUUCCACACCUUACCUAGUUAUAUAGUAUGAUAGGAUGGGGUUCCCACACCAUAUCUAGUUAUAUAGCAUGAUAGAACUGGGAUUCCACACCAUAUCUAGUUAUAUAGUAUUAUAGGACGGGGCUUCCACACCAUAUCUAGUUUUAUAGGAUAGAACGGGGCUUCCACACAAUAUCUAGCUAUAUAGUAUGAUAGGACGGGGCUUCCACACAAUAUCUAGUUAUUUAGUAUUAUAGGACGGGGCUUCCACACCAUAUCUAACUAUAUAGUAUAAUACGACGGGGCUUCCACACCAUAUCUAGUUAUAUAGUAUGAUACGACGGUGCUUCCACACCAUAUGUAGUUAUAUAGUAUUAUAGGACGGGGCUUCCACACCAUAUCUAGUUAUUAAGUAUUAUAGGACGGGGCUUCCACACCAUAUCUAACUAUAUAGUAUAUAGGACGGGGCUUCCACACCAUAUCUAACUAUAUAGUAUGAUACGACGGGGCUUCCACACAUAUCUAGUUAUAUAGUAUGAUACGACGGUGCUUCCACACCAUAUCUAGUUAUAUAGUAUGAUAGGACGGGGCUUCCACACCAUAUCUAGUUAUCUAGUGUGAUAGGACGGGACUUCCACACCAUAUCUAGUUAUUUAGUAUUAUAGGACGGGGCUUCCACACCAUAUCUAGUUAUUAAGUAUUAUAGGACGGGGCUUCCACACCAUAUCUAACUAUAUAGUAUGAUAGGACGGGGCUUCCACACCAUAUCUAGUUAUAUAGUAUGAUAGGACGGGGCUUCCACACCAUAUCUAGUUAUAUAGUAUGAUAGGACGGGGCUUGCACACCAUAUCUAGUUAUUUAGUAUUAUAGGACGGGGCUUCCACACCAUAUCUAACUAUAUAGUAUGAUAGGACACUGGUAUGACAGGACGGGGCUUUCACACCAUAUCUAGCUAUAUAGUAUGAUAGGACGGGGCUUGCACACCAUAUCUAGUUAUUUAGUAUUAUAGGACGGGGCUUCCACACCAUAUCUAACUAUAUAGUAUGAUAGGACACUGCUUCCACACCAUAUCUAGGUAUAUAGUAUGAUAAGACGGGGCUUCCACACCAUAACUAGUUAUUUAGUAUUAUAGGACGGGGCUUCCACACCAUAUCUAACUAUAUAGUAUGAUAGGACACUGCUUCCACACCAUAUCUAGGUAUAUAGUAUGAUAAGACGGGGCUUCCACACCAUAACUAGUUAUUUAGUAUUAUAGGACGGGGCUUCCACACCAUAUCUAACUAUAUAGUAUGAUAGGACACUGCUUCCACACCAUAUCUAGGUAUAUAGUAUGAUAAGACGGGGCUUCCACACCAUAACUAGUUAUUUAGUAUUAUAGGACGGGGCUUCCACACCAUAUCUAACUAUAUAGUAUGAUAGGACACUGCUUCCACACCAUAUCUAGGUAUAUAGUAUGAUAGGACGGGGCUUCCACACCAUAACUAGUUAUUUAGUAUUAUAGGAUGGGGCUUCCACACCAUAUCUAACUAUAAAGUAUGAUAGGACACUGCUUCCAUACCAUAUCUAACUAUAUAGUAUCACUUUCACACCAUAUCUAGGUAUAACGUAUGAUAGGACGGGGCUUCCACACCUUAUCUAGUUAUAUAGUAUGAAAGGAUGGGGUUCCCACACCAUAUCUAGUUAUAUAGCAUGAUAGAACUGGGAUUUCACACCAUAUCUAGUUAUAUAGUAUUAUAGGACGGGGCUUCCACACCAUAUCUAGUUUUAUAGGAUAGAACGGGGCUUCCACACAAUAUCUAGCUAUAUAGUAUGAUAGGACGGGGCUUCCACACAAUAUCUAGUUAUUUAGUAUUAUAGGAUGGGGCUUCCACACCAUAUCUAACUAUAAAGUAUGAUAGGACACUGCUUCCAUACCAUAUCUAACUAUAUCACUUUCACACCAUAUCUAGGUAUAAAGUAUGAUAGGACGGGGCUUCCACACCUUAUCUAGUUAUAUAGUAUGAUAGGAUGGGGUUCCCACACCAUAUCUAGUUAUAUAGCAUGAUAGAACUGGGAUUCCACACCAUAUCUAGUUAUAUAGUAUUAUAGGACGGGGCUUCCACACCAUAUCUAGUUUUAUAGGAUAGAACGGGGCUUCCACACAAUAUCUAGCUAUAUAGUAUGAUAGGACGGGGCUUCCACACAAUAUCUAGUUAUUUAGUAUUAUAGGACGGAGCUUCCACACCAUAUCUAACUAUAUAGUAUAUAGGACGGGGCUUCCACACCAUAUCUAACUAUAUAGUAUAAUAGGACGGGGCUUCCACACCAUAUCUAGUUAUAUAGUAUGAUACGACGGUGCUUCCACACCAUAUCUAGUUAUAUAGUAUUAUAGGACGGGGCUUCCACACCAUAUCUAGUUAUUACGUAUUAUAGGACGGGGCUUCCACACCAUAUCUAACUAUAUAGUAUAUAGGACGGGGCUUCCACACCAUAUCUAGUUAUUUAGAAUGAUAGGACACUGCUUCCACACCAUAUCUAACUAUAUAGUAUGACUGGACGGGGCUUUCACACCAUAUCUAGCUAUAUAGUAUGAUAUGGGCUUGCACACCAUAUCGAGUUAUUUAGUAUUAUAGGACGGGGCUUCCACACCAUAUCUAGUUAUAUAGUAUGAUAGGACACUGCUUCCACACCAUAUCUAGGUAUAUAGUAUGAUAAGACGGGGCUUCCACACCAUAUCUAGCUAUAAAGUAUUAUAGGACGGGGCUUCCACACCAUAACUAGUUAUUUAGUAUUAUAGGAUGGGGCUUCCACACCAUAUCUAACUAUAAAGUAUGAUAGGACACUGCUUCCACACCAUAUCUAGGUAUAUAGUAUGAUAGGACGGGGCUUUCACACCAUAUCUACUUAUAUAGUAUGAUAGGACAGGGCUUCCACAGCAUAUCUAGUUAUAUAGUAUCAUAGGAUGGGGCUUCCACACCAUAUCUAGUUAUAUAGUAUGAUAGGACAGGGCUUCCACACCAUAUCUAGUUAUAUAGUAUGAUAGGACGGGGCUUCCACACCAUAUCUAGCUAUAUAGUAUGAUAGGACGGGGCUUCCACACCAUAUCUAGGUACGGGGCUUCCACACCAUAUCUAGUUAUAUAGUAUUAUAGGACGGGGCUUCCACACCUUAUCUAGUUAUUUAGUAUUAUAGGACGGGGCUUCCACACCAUAUCUAGUUAUAUAGUAUGAUAGGACAGGGCUUCCACACCAUAUCUAGUUAUAUAGUAUGAUAGGACGGGGCUUCCACACCAUAUCUAGCUAUAUAGUAUCAUCGGACGGGGCUUCCACACCAUAUCUAGUUAUAUAGUAUUAUAGGAUGGGGCUUUCACACCAUAUCUAGUUAUUUCUAUGAGAGGACGGGGCUUCCACACCAUAUCUAACUAUAUAGUAUGAUAGGAAGGGGCUUCAACAUCAUAUCUAGUUAUUUAGUAUGAUAGGACGGGGCUUCCACACCAUAUCUAGUUAUAUAGUAAGUUAGAACGGGGCUUCCACACCAUAACUAGUUAUUUAGUUUUAUAGGAUGGGGCUUCCACACCAUAUCUAGUUAUAAAGUUUGAUAGGACACUGCUUCCAUACCAUAUCUAACUAUAUAGUAUGAUAGGACGGGGCUUGCACACCAUAUCUAGUUAUUUAGUAUUAUAGGACGGGACUUCCACACCAUAUCUAACUAUAUAGUAUGAUAGGACACUGCUUCCACACCAUAUCUAGUUAUAUAGUAUGAUAGGACGGGGCUUCCACACUAUAUCUAGUUAUAUAGUAUGAUAGGACAGAGCUUCCACACCAUAUCUAGUUAUAUAAUAUGAUAGGACGGGGCUUCCACACCAUAUCUAGUUAUGUAGUGUGAUAGGACACUGCUUCCACACCAUAUCUAGCUAUAUAGUAUGCUUGUACAACAUAUCUAGUUAUAUAGUGUGAUAGGACACUGCUUCCACACCAUAUCUAGUUAUAUAGUGUGAUAGGACACUGCUUCCACACCUUAUAUAGUUAUAUAGUAUGAUAGGACAGGGCUUCCACACCAUACCUAGUUAUAUAGUAUAAUAGGACAGGGCUUCCACACCAUAUCCAAUUAUAUAGUAUGAUAGGACAGAGCUUCAACACUGUAUCUAGUUAUAUAAUAUGAUAGGACAGAGCUUCCAAACCAUAUAUAGUUAUAUAGUAUGAUAGGACGGGGCUUCCACACCAUACCUAGUUAUAUUGUAUUGUAUGACUGGUGGCUUCCACACCAAGCCUAUAUAUUAUGGAUUGGAAAAUUCCAAACCGUCUCUAGUCCAAUGAGUUUCUAGAGUAAGGGGCUUUCACACCAUAUCUAAAUAUAAAGGAUACCUUUUUCACUCCAUUUUUUGAUGGAAUCCCCAGACUGCAAUGGAAGUGAAGGGGCAGUCCGAUCGUAUGCCAAGGUGCUAACUUUUGAGUUUAAACGCUUUGUAAGCUCUCAGGACCUUCUCACAGGACCAGCUCUCAGGACCUUCUCGCACCAGAACAGUUUAGUCAGCAGAUAUAGGUAGAGCAAGUCAGGUUUGGUAAGUUAGCAGAUACUUGAAGGGUUAGUUAGUGAGGUCAGGUUAGUGAUUGUAAUCAGGAAGAGUUGAAUAGUUAGUGGAUACAGGAACGGUUAGUUAAGGAGCUGAGGUUAGUGGAUACAGGGAGGGUUAGUUAAGGAGGUGAGGUUAGUUAGAGAGGUUAGGUUAGUGGAUACAGUGAUGGUUAGUUAAGGAGGUGAGGUUAGUUAGAGAGGUUAGGUUAGUUAGUGGAUACAGGGAUGGUUAGUUAAGGAGGUGAGAUUAGUUAGAGAGGUUAGGUUAGUGGAUACAGGGAGAGUUAGUUAAGGAGGUGAGAUUAGUUAGAGAGGUUAGGUUAAUGGAUACAGGGAUGGUUAGUUAAGGAGGUGAGGUUAGUUAGAGAGGUUAGGUUAGUUAGUGGAUACAGGGGGUGUUAGUCAGGCUAGUUAGUGGAUACAUAAGGGGUUAGUUGUGGAUGAAGCGAGGGUUAGGUAGGAAGUUCUCCCUGCGCAGAUUGGGCAAUGUUUGAGUCAGUUAGAAGAGGGGUUGUAGAGGAAAUAUUCAAAGAGCAAAGAUGUUUUUGUGUUGAUUUUUAUAGUUUUUUUUAUAUAUAUGUAUAAAAUACAAUUUUAUUGUUUUUUUCAGCAAAUGAAGAUUUUUAAAGAGAUUUUACUAAUUACUCAUGGUCUGAUUUAUCACUUAAUGCAGCAGAUUGCCCUUGUGGUACAGUGGGUUACCCUGUCUUGCUGUAUCGAGCCCCAGAGAGGGACUGCAAGCUAAUAGCACAGCUAGGGGCAUACAACGCUGCCCGCUACCUAAUGACAAAGCUUGUGUCAAGGCUACAUGGUGCUCUGGAGGCUCCCAUGCGUAGAUCAUGAUAAAAAAUCCCCUUUCCAUCACCCUAAUAUUCCAACUCACACAGUGCACUUACCAUAUUAAACAGUCUUUUAGUGCAUGCACCUUAAUAAAAUAUAUGUGUGCCACAAUGCAAUGACCCUCCUGGAAGACCAAUCCCGUAUCCGUCAGUUCUCUCUCCCCUCACCUUUUGAGUUUCCCUCUGCUAUUUCUUUAUCUUGUAGUGCAGUGAUAAAUAGCCAAGCUUACAAUGACAUAUCUGCAAGAUUAUAGAAUAUACGACAAAGUGUAAGUAUAUUACAUGAAGUGUAAUAUGUUGCACUUUUUAUAAAAUGAAAAAGUAAGGAAAACAAGAUGAAUACUAUGGCUGCUGAUGCUAGUCGGUAAAACAUUAAAUUCUAGUCUGAGCAAUGCUCUGGGGUCGAUGUGAACAUAUAGAGAAACAUUUACUGCCUAUGAAUGAAAGUUCUCUUCACAAUCAGUGCACACUGACACAUGAUAUAACAGAUCAUACUGCUGGAAUCAGGAAAAAUAAGAUUGGAAAAGAAAACCACUCGGUUCUCACGAAUAGAGAGAGCCAUCAAACAGGUCACAAAAGUAAGCCAGGGUAAGAUAUGGAGGCCUUGUAGCCUCCUCUAAAAUGGUGGGUCAGCCAACACCAAUCCUACGGGGUACGCCAUAGAGGUGAGGGACAAGUCCCAAAGUCCCUAGCAAAUCCCUUCACAAGCCCCAGAUCGCCCUUCCAUCAAUGCCACUAGACAGCUUCAGCCAUAUCCUGCGAUCGUGGAACUUACUCCAUGUGUAUUCCCAGGUUGUGAUCGAUGUGAGGGGUGUCAACCCCAUGGGGAUCAUGGUCCAGGUGACUGGCGAUACAGCCAGAAGUCCCAUAGCCUGCCUGUGUCUCUCUCUCAACAGCUCUUUAAGCCUGGUACGACCUGGACUUUUGUGUCUCAUUUAAUCAUUUAAUCCCCCAGUCUCUCUAUACUCCCUUGUGUCUCUUUCCCCAUAUUCUCUAACCUUAUGUUAAAGGGACAUGCAUCACUUUAGGACAACUCUCAUUCAAGAGUUUAAUGGACACUAUAGUCACCAAAACAAUUUAGCUUAAUGAAGCAGUUUUGCUGUAUAGAUCAUACCUAUGCAGUCUCACUGCUCACUUCUCUGCCAUUUAGAAGUUAAAUCAUUUAGUUUAUGCAGCCCUAGUCACACAUCCCAUAUGACUUACACAGCCUUCGUAAACACUUCCUGUAAAGAGUCAUCUAAUGUUUAUACUUCCUUUCUUACAAAUUCUGAUUUAUAAUUUCUUAUCCCCUGGUAUGUUAAUAGCUUGCUAGACCCUGCAUGAGCCUCCUGUAUGUAUUUAAAGUUCAAUUUAUAGAGCAGGAGAUUUUUUUCAUGCAGUUUGUGUCAGUUACAACCAGGGGAUGUGUGGCUAGGGCUGCAUAAACAAAAACAAAAGUGAUUUAACUUCUAAAUGAGUUGUGAGACUUCAGAGGCAUGAUCUAUACACCAAAACGACUUAAUUAAGCUAAAUUUGUUUUGGUGAAUAUAGUGUCCCUUUAAGCGUGUGUGGACUAAAGAAGCUCCCCUAGCUGAGAGGCGUGUCCAACAAUGCAAUCUGAGAAAGUCUAUAGUAAGUUUAUAAACGUUUAUUACAUAAUUUUCAAAAUUAGAUUUUUUUUUUACAAGUGUUUACUGGCUGUACCUCUCUCUCCCGGUCCCCUACGCUUCUUUGUGUCUCUCCCCCAUCUCCUAAGUGUGCAUGUGUAUGCCACUGAUACACACAGAAGGAAAAUACACAGUAUACCAUCAGCACAUGCCUGCCAGCCAUGCCCCUCUUAUCUUCUAUCAGGGUAGACAUUUACCUUCCUGAACUGCAUGUCUUCCUCAUUUAGUCUACUUACCCACCUAUACUGCAUGAGAAAGCAAUGGAGAAAGAGAGAGAGAGAGACAAACAGAGAGAGAAGGUGAGAGCAGAAAUGGUGGGUGAGAGGGUUACUGGUUGGUACAGGAUAAAAUGCUAUAUGUAAAUUAUAUUCCUGAUUCUAGCUUUGUCUAUACACACAGUUGUCUGUUGUGUUACUUAAUAUGUUUCCAGUAUUCUCAGAGCCUUACUAUAUGUUCUUCAAUCCAGGUCUCUCUGAAUUUGGACAUCAUGAAGACAGCACCUCUCCUACUGCUAACCUGCUACUUGAUCUUCACGGCCAAAGGUGGUGCUCGACCUCUAGACAUGGGUAUCUUUGGAGGUGCUCAGCUCAGUCUGAAUAGGGACCUGACUGAUGAGAGUGUCCAGGCUUUGUUGUACUUUUUGAGGGAGAAGUUCCAACAAGAGUUGGAUGAAGACCCCCGUGUUCAGCUGAGAUUGAGCAAAAGUUCCCUCUCCUCAAAUCAACAGAUAUCGACCCAGGAACUGGGACAAAUCUUCAGCAUUAUACAGACUCUCUUCCGAGAGUCCAUCAACCAGUCCCCGAAGAACCUCCUGGAGGUAUUCUCUGAUCGCCUUAAGAGAGAAGAUCCUCCAAUCUCAAUUGACCUGACAUACCACAUCCUUAGGCAAAUGAUAGAGAUUGCCAAAGUGCAGAACCAAAAGCAACAGGCUGAACAGAACCGUAUAAUCUUUGAUUCAGUGGGGAAGUGACAGUUAAAAGGACAGAGGACAUUGUUGCUUGAGCCAAAACAAUCUUUCUUGCUGUUCAACCAAUGGCUUGAUGAUCCAUUGCCCUACACAGCGUGUGACAAUGUAGAGUGUGUUCUGACACCUUAUAGACUCAUCGUGACAUCAAGGAGGGUCUAAGAGGAUGUUGGUGUCUCUUUGUAUGUGUCCCAAAUUACACUCUCCAUUCAGGGAUGUCUCCUGCUUUUAUUUGUCCCAUCCUGAGUUUUCUUUCUUAUUAAAUCCAGGCAAAGGGCAGGUAUUCUGGGGCUCGUACCCAGCAGUGCACAUAGUAUGUUUUUUUGAAUAAGAAGUGUGAACAUGGCAAGAUGAGAUUUUGGAUCUCAAAGUAAUAAGCCCUUUAUCAGUCAAGCAGACUGUCAGCUUCUGGCACAUCAUGCAGACUGUCAGCAUCUAGCACCACAAGCAGAACGUGUGAGGUGGGGCACUCCCUGUCUGAGACUGGCCCUUUCAUCCCCUUCCCUCCUAUGUCACUGGCCUUUCCUCCCAAUCUCUAGUCUGGAUUCAAUCUGUAGAGAUCACCUAAAUCCCACAGGUGUUUUAGAUAUUGGCAUUGUGUGCCGCAACCUCUAUGUUUUUGGAAUGUAAAUGAACAAGGAUUAAGAGCAGAGAAGAAGUGUAUUUAUGUCCACUAUAACUAUCUUCUUGACCAUCCAUAGGCCAUCAUAAUAUAGAACUCUGCAAUGGACGAGUGACAUCAUAAUAUAGCACUCUGCGAUGACCGAGUGACAUUAUAAUAUAGCACUCUGUGAUGACUGAGAAACAUAAUAAUAUAGCACUCUGCCAUUGCCGAGUGACAUCAUAAUACAGCACCCUGUUAUGGUCGAGUGACAUCAUAAUAUAGCACCAUGUGAUGGCCAAGUGACAUCAAAAUAUAGAACUCUGUGAUGGCCAAAUGACAUCAUAAUACAGUACCUUCCGACAGACAAGUGACAUCAUAAUACAGCACCUUCCGAUGGCCGAGUGACAUCAUUAUACAGCACUCUGGGAUGGCCACAUGACAACAUAAUAUAGCACUCUGCCAUGGCCAAGUGACAUCAUCACAAGCCACUGUGCCCCAGGGUUUAUGUAGUAUGGCG
Molecule: messenger RNA, 12581 nt
Organism: Pelobates cultripes (western spadefoot toad)
Lineage: Eukaryota; Metazoa; Chordata; Amphibia; Anura; Pelobatidae
Source: the annotation of a GenBank genome assembly